UUUUAAAUUAAUGUUAUUAUCUAAAAGAUUGCAGUUUCAAGCUAACAGUCUCAAAAACACAGGUACAUCUAGCAAUUAAUAACUAAUUAAUUGAUGAGAGAUACAUUUUCAUGAUCCAAAGACCAAUAGAUCUAGCAGAGUUGGCUGCUGUUGGCACUGUAACAAAACAUUCACUCUCCAUCAUGGACAGAUCAUCGGUAAGAGAGGAGAAAACUUGGCGGAAGUGGACGCUGAUGUGGAGCGUGAAUACAAUGGCGGGGGAAUCAAGGAGAAUUGGAAUGUUAUCCAAAAGAAUAUAAAACGGAGCAAAGAAGCAGUGAUGAGAAUGUCCCUUCUUAUCUUGUAGGUGUACGUUUUGUUAAUUAGGAGCAGCUGAUUGGAUUGCCAAUUUUGAAGAAUUUAUUUGAUAUAUUCAAACUGGGGGAGAGAGUGCUGGGUAACGUGAAAGCUGUGAGGAUCACUAGAGGCGAGCUUGUUUCGAUUUUUUUGUUCUUCUGAGUUUUUAGAAGGAACGUGUUUUGCGUCUCACCCGAGUUUGAUGUGUCCUGUGUGUCUCUUCGGAACAGGGCACCCCUCACGAGGGUAAUAUCUGGCGUUUCAUUGGAAAUCAAUGUUGCAGAGAUGAAUAAUAUUCCUGGAGUGAUUGAUACUCAUCGGAUGAAUUGUGGGGUGUACGAAGAAAAAGUGUUAUUUUUGGAACCUCUCCCUCCUCAAGUGCAUUUGGGAUAUAUAAACUACAGAGAGAACAUUUGUUCCAAGACCAAUGCAGUGUGAUCACUGUAAAGCUUUUGGACAUGUUUAAAGUGUUUGCAGAAGGGAGAAGCAAAUAUGUCCAAGUUGUGGAAAAGAUCAUAUCAUGUGUUUUAAAAGUGAGGAAAAUAUGGCAUGUUGCAAUUGUGGUGGUAACCAAUAAGCCACCUAUUUGGAAUGCCCAACGAGAAUGAGGUGACCUAAGUCAGGGCAUUUCAUAUGCAGCGGCUGUUAAAAGGGUUGAGGUUUCACAUAGUGCACCUGAAGAGUCCACGAUGGUGGGUAGGUCUUCACUGAAGACUGCAUUGGUUGCCGUUCAACAGCAGAACCCAGGUAUGUUAAAGGUUAAGAAGGUGGACUUUGUGGCCUUUAUAGCCAAGGUGGAGAGGAAGUCCUGGAAAAUAGACAUCAUUGUGGAUGCGGCGGAAUGUUUCCUGGGACUGAAAGACUUCUUGGCGGAGGAGUUGCAUGGAGUAUUGUCAAGCCUCUCAGGUCAUAGAGCCUGAGAAUGAAAAAUGAAUACAUUAUUUAACCUUUAUUUAACUAGGCUAGUCAGAAGAAGGGAGAUAUGGGGAUUUGAAGGAUGGAAGAAGUGGGUGUUUGUGGGUUUUGGUUUUGUCAAUGUGGUUUUUAUUGUUUUAUUUGGGGUGGGAUUUAAGUUUGUUUUCCCUAUCAUGUAUGGAUUUUAUUUUUACCUUGUUUUUUUCAACGUCGUCCAGUUGGUGGCGGUAAUACAUAUUUUGGGGUUGUAGAAUGUUCAGAUCAUCUCUUCUCCAGAGUAUCCAGAAGAAGCCCAAGCGUUUUCCCAGGCUUUCAAAGGAAAUCAAUCUGAGAUAUGAUGCUAUUAUGCUUUUAAAAUUGUUUUAAAUAACAAUUGCUCAAGUAAAGAACUCUCCACAAGUGUCAUCAGUGUCUCGUGAAAGAACAGGGGUCAUAGACAACAUAUGAUUUAUUUCAGGGAACGGAACUGAAAAACGUUGUUUUACUUGCCUUUAGUUGUAGGGACUUCCCCUUUAAUAGUAGGGAAAUCAGCUCGCACCCGCCAGAACGUCCGGUUGAAAUUCAAAUCUCUAGCUAGCGAAAAAAAAAUACAACAAAGACCGAUUAAACAUCUGGCGACUUUCAUGACAAACGAUAUCUGAUAGAAGUGUGAACAGCACCAGCUAAACCAGGAUUUUACCAAGUGGGAAGCCCUAAGUAGUUCACAAGACCUCCUAGGAAGUGAGCUGGAAGGAAAGAAAGGAGCCAGGUUGCGAGAAAACAUAUGAAAGAAGAAGCAACGAUGUCAGAAGGGGCAACGGUGUUGGAAAAAGGGGCAACGGUGUUGGAAAAAGGGGCAACGGUGUUGGAAAAAGGGGCAACGGCGUCGGAAGAAGGGGCAACGGCGUCGGAAGAAGGGGCAACGGCGUCGGAAGAAGGGGCAACGGCGUCGGAAGAAGGGGCAACGGCGUCGGAAGAAGGGGCAACGGCGUCGGAAGAAGAGGCGAUGGAUGCCACUGGUACUGGUAGUGAAGAGGAGUUAGGUGAAGCCUUGUCUAAUGGCAGCCCCAUACCACCUAAGAGGGGUAGGCCCAAAGGAUCAGGCUCCAAGAAACCUAAGAUACUGAGGGUGCUAGACAAGCGGCCAAUGGGCAGGCCACGUAAAGUGAUUGACCCUAAUGCUGUUUCAGUAGAGACAACUGCACCUUUGAAGCGUGGCCGGCCCAAAAAAGUUCAACAAAAAAAAAAAAUGGGUAGGCCGAGGAAGAACCUGCUGUCACCCGAGGAGGAAGAGGAGAGAAAGAUACUGGAAAGCCAACCUAAGGGACCUAGAGUGUGGAAGCCGCUCGGAAGGCCGCGCAUCCAUCCCCGCGUGGAUCCCCCCGCCACACCCACCUCUCCCGAGCCACGGGUAAGAGGCCGUCCACGCAAGGCAAUAACAGGUAGAGGUGCCCACUUACGGAAGAACCCACCUUCAACUUCUAAAGUUUCAAAGCCCCCCGCUAAAGAUGAUUCCCCGCGAAAGAGCGGCCGCCCCUUAGGCUCCUUCAAAGCCAAGAGAGCAGCAGAGGAGGAUAGGUCCAACAGUGCACCCUCAGCCAAACAGGGGUGCACUGUUUCUCCAAUAGUAAGGCUUUACCGCUGCUCCAACGGUAAAGCAAAUGUGUUAGAUGAAGCUGCCUUCCAAGCCCAGAGGCAAAGAGGCAGGAGAAAGUCUGUGAAAGUUGAUUAUACAGCUUAUGAUUCAGAGGAGGAAAAUGAAGAUGCAGAGAGAAGUGAGGAUGAAGUCUUUUCUUCAGUAGAAGAUGACAAAGAAGAGGAAAUAAAACCACGUGAUGGUCGUGGCAAGGCUAGUAACCCUGGUAAGGUAGCGGCAGCCAUUAAGAAAAAAGUAGUGGUUGUUCCUAAGAGGCAGGGCAGAAAGCCUUGCUCUAUCAAAAAGGUAAAGUAAAAAGAACCUAGGUGGAGCAGACUGAAUGACUAUCAGUAGCAUCUUGUAAGAUGUUUUUUUAAAACAUUUUAUUAUCUCUUACCCAACUCUUUCUUGUUUUCUCAACUAACCUAUGUGUCGGUUUGCUCUUGUUGUUAUUUUUUAUGGUUUGAUGCCUUUGUGGAAACCAUGUGAAAAAACAAGUACUUUUUGUACUUCCUUGGUCAUCCAUAGCUUGAAUGAUGUGAAGACAAUUUCAUUGACAGUUGUUAAUCUUGUAUUGGUCUGUUUAGACUUAUCCCAUUUUAGAUUUUUUCACUGGUACUGUCAUUGAUACGGUUUCUAAUUCCAUGCACAUCCUAUAGUUGAUGAUAUUCUCAUUGAGGUUUGUUAAUCUUGUAUUGGUCUGUGCAGAUUUGUCCAAAUAAGAUCAAAUGGUUUAAAUCAAUUGAAUUAGUUAAGUAUUUUGUUUUUUGUUUUAUCUCUCCUUAAUUAAGCUCUUUAGUUUUCAAAUUGCUAAUGUCUUAUUUUGUUUGCCUUAAUUGCCAAAGCUUUGAAUGUAACAACUUCCCCUUCCCAGCUAUCUUUGUUUCGAUACAGAUGUUGUUACUAUCACUAUCAUGGCACCCCUUUACCUACAAAGUGCACUACUUUUGACCAAAUCCCCGUGGACCCUGGUCAAAAGUAAUGCACUAUAAAGGGAAUAUGGUGCCAUUUAGGACGGUACCAUAAUCAUAGUUGUAUUUUCUUUCACUUGGUUCAUUGCAUACUUCACCUCGUGGAGUCAAGACGGUAACUGUGAACUUCCAAUCCAGCAUCCUUUAAGAUUUCUCUUAGAAGAUGUAUGGUUAUUGACUAUUGUGAUGGGUUUUGUUUGCCAGUAUCAUCCUUGUAAUUCACUCAACAUCACUCCUCACAGUUCUUUUUAAGACUUUUUAUGUCAGCUCUUUUUAAUAGUUUUUUUUUUAUCACUUUGCUUUCAUCUGGCGUGGAUGGCUUGGUUUCACAGACUCUGGGGUGAUGUUGUGUGUAAGUGUUCAAGAUUGUAUGUUAAACAUGUCUUCAUCUAGCCUGGUAUUUGUUUAUUUAAUUAAUUCUGUGCUGGACCAUGAUAUCAACAGUUCAUACUGCAUUACAACUUGGUCAAUUAUGUAAUUAUAAAAAUAGUAAUUGAGGUACACAACAAUCUAUAAUUUGUAUGAAUUCAUGUUCCUGUGACCAAAGCUUGUUAGUUUCAUGGUUUCAACUUGGUCUGUUCUUAUGCUAUGUUGCUUGGAUUAAUACAAUGUUCUUGGCUUGUAACAAUGUUUUUGAAGAUGCAGUUAGAACUAUAGAGAUACAUACUGUACGUUUUACCUAUGUAUUUAUCUCUGUGAUCAGAAACAGGUCUGUGAAACCUCCCCAACAUUCGUUUGAGGGUAAUGUGAAUUUCAGUUUUGUUAGAGACAGCAAAUAUUUAGAAAGUUUCAUGUAAUAAAGUGAAAUGUCAAACUUUGUUUUUGAUGUUUUUUAAUCUCAAUAAAACCUAAAAUAUUA
This is a messenger RNA of Salvelinus fontinalis (brook trout), 4696 nucleotides long. RefSeq lists its product as uncharacterized. The transcript is spliced from 2 exons. The record is from RefSeq and is a predicted model, not a curated record. The coding region runs from base 2015 to 3181 and encodes 388 amino acids. Gene Ontology annotation, molecular function: DNA binding. NCBI's taxonomy places the organism in Eukaryota, Metazoa, Chordata, Actinopteri, Salmoniformes, Salmonidae.